This is a messenger RNA of Cucurbitaria berberidis CBS 394.84, 2028 nucleotides long. RefSeq lists its product as uncharacterized. The record is from RefSeq and is a predicted model, not a curated record. Bases 1 to 2028 code for a protein of 675 amino acids. Lineage: Eukaryota; Fungi; Ascomycota; Dothideomycetes; Pleosporales; Cucurbitariaceae. The transcript is spliced from 6 exons.
AUGUCAGACCUUCCGUAUUUUUCAACUCGCCGCGAACCGUCGCGAUUUCCGCAGGCCAACAUGGAUAAUGUCGACCCAUCAUUGAUUAUGUUAUUUCCGGUAUCGAUUGGGAGUUCCCAGAACUCUGAUGAAGACAAGCACAAUAUCCAGCAUGAUCGUAUUGUGUCUCCACAGGAGGACUGGCACACUUUCCCUUCGGUGUCGGAGGUGAUCCAGCCGCGCUCACAACAACAGAGCCACAACACUUCUAUCUCCCGCGGGUCUCAUAACUACGAGUUGCGACCUUACAACUUUCCGACUCGAUCGGGCAAAUGGGGCGACGGUGGUGAGGGCUUCCACCAUGCCCUCCCCCGAUCUGACAUCCAGCCGACUGGCCAACAAGUUGCACAGCUCCAGCAACGCAGCAAUGGCUUCACGCAGGUGUCACAUGUUUACAAUCCAUACCACCCGACCAGGGCCAUGCAGACGGGACUAGACAGACAUGUUCUCGUUGCUGCUCAAGAGAAACAGCCUAUGAACGAGUUAGACGGUCGGACCAUAGCUGGAAACCACUACCAGCCAUUUCGACAGCAGUUCGAUGCUCAUAACCCGGAGUGGCACAUCGGGGAGUAUAACAUUGACGAGCAACAGAACGGUUACCACAUUCCUACUAUCGAGAUGUUGGACGAGGGUACUACAACUCCUGUUCCUAUGGCUUCUCAAGCUCCUAAGGCUAAAGCCGAGCGCAAGUUUGCGAAGAUGCCGAAAUACCAGAGUGGGGAGGCGGAGGAGGGUAUUCCAGUUCAAACUAGGAGGACUCAAUCUCACAAGGAGAAGGUUGUCGUCGGAUCACCUGCGGAGGGUUUACAUACCGAGCAAGAACUGAAGCUUUCUGCGAAAGUGAAACCUGCAAUCCGUCAAGCUAAUGGUCGACUGUCGAACACGAUCUACAUAAUCGGUCGUGGCAUUCGCGAGCCAGUGCCGCCAGUGAAACCGUCUGGCCUGUUCUUCGACAGCUACGAGGAAGCCUGCGAAGGUGUCGGCUCUGUAGACUGGAUGCCGCCUGCGAACGAUACUUCUAUUCCUGAAAAUACGACAGAGAUUCGCCCUCAUGUCCUCAAGCUACGCGAUGCGAUGAUGGAUAUGAGUGCUUACGGGGACAACCCGAGCAAGAAGAUGCAAAACAGAUGGCUCCCUCUGGGUUGGGUGGCGGCCCAGACGCCUCAACGUGGUGAUGUGCUUACCAACCCUUACAAUCCAAAGCAGUGGCUUGAGAAGCGUUGUUGGGACAUUGUCAUGACGUGCAUUCGCCUCCACCGCGAGGGCCCAGGGUUCAUCUCGUGCCUCGAUCCCCUAACUCUAGAGAAGUCUUUCAAGUACAAAGACCUGACCUUCUCGGAGCGUAUUGGACUUAUAGUAGACAUGGUAUUCUACUGUAAGAACCGUGUCUCAGCACUGAUGACUGGGGGCUUUGGCGUGGUUGAAGAGUACCUACUUAUCCCUGGUGAUCUUGUGAAGACUAGCAAGGAGAACGGGAAGCACAACAAGUUGCGCCAGGAUGUUUUGAGCUCAUUCCGGGAGCCUUACAAGGAGAGGCGUGCACAGGAGGCUGCAUCAGCCGCUGCUGCUGCCGCCGCUACCGCCGCCGGUGAGAUCAUUCCAAGUCUGUCUCUUAAUGCGGGUAGUAUGAAUUCUGCGGAGUCAGAUCUCAGUGAACGCGACUUUGAUGAGUUUGUGGAAGUGGCAGCCACUGCUUAUAAGUCUACCAAGAGUAAGCGUAGUCACGCCAACGGCGGCAUGCCCGUAAAGGAUAGGCCGAAGCGUGCUUCGAAGAAGUCUGCUUUGAAGUCUGGCGAUCAGUUUCAAGAAGAUAUGUUCAACGACCACGAUGAGCUUUCAGAAGAGAAUACCGAACUUCUUGACGACUCUUCAGUCCUUAAUCCGAUCAUAGAGCCGAUCUCCAAAUCUGGACACGGGAAACGCAAGCGCGGGCAGACCAAUGUGGAUACGCCUUCGACGAUCAAGGCAAAGCGUGGUCGCAAGGCCUAG